AUGGAUCCCGACCUCCUUGAUCGUCAAAUGGACGAUCUUCUUUCCGGCGCUUCCAAAGGAACGCUUCCCACAGCCGUCGACUCCUGGUUCGAUGAGUACGAGGCUUGGUUAGCGGCCAUUCCUGCGGUCGCCGAUUCUACCCCCGCCGCCAACAUCGUCGACGAAGAUGAAGUGAUGGCAGACGCAGGAUUGACUCCACAUUGGGGAUCAUGCCGUGACGCGCCUCCUUCCGACACAGACGAUGACUCGGUCACCGACGAGGAGCCGCCUUUUUCCGACUUCUUCGUUCCAGCCGGCCUUCGGGUGUCUGGUAUGGACCAAGAAAUGGCCUCCUUGGACCUAGUUGGCAGCGAAUUGCCCGACACCGAGGUAGAGUUCCUAACUGCAGCUUUUGCUCAGUUAGCUUUUACUUCGGUGGAGGACAUCAUCAUCGAGGAGCAGCAACGAUCCUUGGAAGAUGUCAACAUGGUGGAGCUCCAAAAGCCAAUUCCCCCUGUCGUCGUCUUUGACAUGACAGAGCCGGAGGAGCCCACUGACAAGGCGACGGAGCUCAACAGGUCAAUCCCCCCUGUUUUCGAGAUGACGGAACCCGGAGAGCCAACCCCAACUGUCGUCGAUACGGCAGAGUUCAACGGGUCAAUUUCCCACGUCGUCGAGAUGGCAGAACCUGAAGAGCCAACUCCCCCCGUCGAUGACAUCGUUCCGGAUGCCGCUCCAAAUUCACCCAAGCAGACCGUAUCGUCCCCGCGAUCGCCUUACAUGGGUGAAGAUGAUGAAGAUUGGAACGAGCAGGAGGACUCAAUCGACCUAGAAGCAAUGUUUGAUUUCAUGCUGGAGCGUACGCCUCCGCAGACUCCGACUCGCGCUAGGUCGGCGAGUGAAUCAGACGCUGGGUCUUCCCUCGCUGAUGAGCUCGAGGCCGCCAUGCUCGCGGCGACACCACCACAAUCGUUCUCACGACCGCCGUCACCAGACCAGGACGUGCCCCUCUGGGCAUUCCCUCCUGACAUGGUGGACAACUCGGCUGGUACCGCCACCAAUCUAUCGUUGAACGAUCUGUUCAACAUUCGUCGGACAAUCGAGGCCAAUAUUCCAACCGAAAGCGCCGCUGACGACCUUUUGAAAAGGGAUAUAGCCCCGACCGAUUGUGUAUCUAGAUCGGACUCAGUCACAGAGGCGCAAGAGCCACUUCCAGAGGACCAUACCCAGGCGAGCAGUUCUAAGUCCCCCGACGACGACGCUACCCUGGCCUCUGAAGCAGUUGUUGGUGAAGAGCAACAACCUGAGACUGAGCUUCCGACUCCGGUCACAAUCCCGACGAUCAUUGUGACUCCUGAGCCGAGCCGAAUGAAAGAGGUCGAGGUCGCGCCUAUUAGGAUGGGAGGACUCCUUCUCCCUGGCGGAAAUCUUGUUCUGCCCGCGACUCCCGCCCCCAUGACCCCCUUGCCGCAGCAAGUCAAGACCCCCGAUGCUGAAGAGCUGAAGAAGCAAAAGGAAGAGAGCCUAGCUCGGGAUCUGCGCAACGUCAUGAGGAGGCGCCGGCCUGCUUCCAUUUUUCACCCGAAGCUACCGCAGAAGUCUUCGGCCCUUAUUCGUUCACCAGACGCCGCGGAGAGAGAAGCCCAGCUUCGAUCUCCACAGUCCUUCCAAGCCUUGUCUCGCGCUGGAAGCGAUGCUGAUGGUGGAAUGGAUGUCGAAGACGAAGGAGCGGCAAAGGUGAUUCUCGCUUCGCCCGCCGUUAUGAAGGCGAUUCGAGCGAGCGAGGCUCAGAGAGAAAUUCUGCAUGAGGGCAAUGCAGACGAAAGAUGA
This is a messenger RNA of Trichoderma asperellum CBS 433.97, 1809 nucleotides long. RefSeq lists its product as uncharacterized. Lineage: Eukaryota; Fungi; Ascomycota; Sordariomycetes; Hypocreales; Hypocreaceae. The record is from RefSeq and is a predicted model, not a curated record.